AUGGUCAACGCUGUUGGCAACGGUCACAACCGCCGUGCCCCAGACUACGUUACUGAAGUUGAUGCAUUCAAAGUCAAGCUCCACGAUCGGGACAGAUCUGACGCUUCAACCCACAUUCCUCAGAUCUACCAAGAUGAAAUUGUCAAGUUGCGGAGAAACCCAGAUGUAGCACCUGACGCCCUUCUGAGACUGAUUCCCAAAUACGAUGCCAUGAGGACGAGUAUGUACCGCCAGAGACACAAGACAGUACCAAGACUGCCCCAGACCUUACAGGACAUCGACCUACAGGACCAGUGGACCAGGACAGAGGCAGGGGAAAGAUUCUUACAUCGACUGGAGGGACAGUCUCCUAUCUUCAUAUUCACCACUGACCAGAAUCUAGAACUGCUAAGUGAUGCUGACGUCCUAUUUGCUGACGGGACUUUCUCAACAUGCCCUAGGCUCUUCGACCAGAUAUAUUCCAUCCAUGCUGAAUUCCAAGGACAUAUGUUGCCACUCGUGUAUGGACUCAUGUCAGACAGAACCGAGGACUCAUACACACGGAUGUUUACCUAUCUGAAGCAGACCUCGGCGAACCUAGGACAUCAGCUGGUACCAACAACUUUCCAGAUGGACUUUGAGCGUGCGUCCCACAAUGCUGUUGCUGUUGUCUUCCCUGGAACCCAGAGACGUGGUUGUUUUUUCCACUACACACAGUGUAUAUGGCGUCGUGUCCAAAAGAUCGGACUAGCAACUGAAUACAAACACGAUGAGGAUGUAACCAAGCUUGUGAGACGAGCGGCUGCACUUCCCCUUGUGCCCGAGGACAAAGUUGAAGACGUUUGGGUAGACGCCAUCGGUAAUGCUCCUCAAGGUGAAAAGGCAACACAGCUGAUGGACUUAGUCACGUCAACCUGGAUCGAAGGCUCUUGGCCACUGUCUAUGUGGAACCACUUUGGCAAUGAUGGACAUCGUACCAACAACAAUCUUGAAGGCUGGCACCAUAAAAUAAACAAAUUUGCAAAGAAAACCCAUCCGAACAUCUAUGAACUCGUACGUCUCAUUCAGAAAGAACAGUCAGUGGCUGAGGUUAAGAUCUAG
This is a messenger RNA of Haliotis rubra (blacklip abalone), 1080 nucleotides long. RefSeq lists its product as uncharacterized. The record is from RefSeq and is a predicted model, not a curated record. The transcript has a single exon. Bases 1 to 1080 code for a protein of 359 amino acids. NCBI's taxonomy places the organism in Eukaryota, Metazoa, Mollusca, Gastropoda, Lepetellida, Haliotidae.